This is a messenger RNA of Lineus longissimus, 4446 nucleotides long. RefSeq lists its product as uncharacterized. The record is from RefSeq and is a predicted model, not a curated record. Gene Ontology annotation, biological process: protein localization to ciliary inversin compartment. Lineage: Eukaryota; Metazoa; Nemertea; Pilidiophora; Heteronemertea; Lineidae. Gene Ontology annotation, molecular function: protein binding. Gene Ontology annotation, cellular component: ciliary inversin compartment. Bases 167 to 3394 code for a protein of 1075 amino acids. The transcript is spliced from 24 exons.
CCAAGAGCGAUUUAUUGUUGACAUUGACAGCAACAUGGAGACCAGUUUCCGCUUGUGUAGUUGUAGGUGAUGUGAACAUGUAAGAAUACCGUUUCAAUGGUGGUGUCAUGAGGUGACAGGUGAUUGAGGAAGUUUAUCCAUUUUUCGAAGAUAACCAAGUGCCAAGAUGUCUAUGAAGACGAGGAUACGCGGGUUCACCGCAUGGGUGAAUCUGCGGCUCAAGCAUACAGACCUCAUCCUUAACAAUGUCUUAAUGGACUUGCUCACUGGGACGAACAUCAAAGUGCUCAUUGAAAGUAUAACUGGACGAGACUUGAAGAAACUACAGAGUUUUGAUGGCCUUACUCAACAACAGAAGAUAACUCGUGUUGAGUGGAUUGUUGCUGAACUUAGAAAAUGUGACAUUAUUCCUGAAGACAUCUAUGUGGAUACCCGGAUGUUUGCUAUGAGAAGUGCUGAUCAUAUAUUUGAUCUCCUAUGGAGACUAAUCAGCCAUGACAUCUGGUUUGUGUGGGAGCGAGCAGAAUACCUCCAACACAGAGACGAUGAAGUGUUAUGUCAGGUUCCAUUCAAGUGGGUACCAGCGCCACCUCCUCCUAAGAAAAAGACCAAGAAAGCCAAAAAGUCACUGCUCUCUGGAUUUGGUGCUUCAGGUGUCGUUUAUGAGGACAUCGAUGAUGGGCCGCCUGAUCAAAUGGAUUCGUACGACCCAUUCCCGGGAGCAGACGUAUGCAAAUCUUACAAGUCAAAGAAGAGGAACAUUGCAUUGCCGCCUGCUCCUGAUGACUGUAUUAUUGAGAUGGUGAACGCUCAAUUGAGGAUGACUAAAGAAGGGAAAAAGCUCAAUCUUGUGAGCAUUGAUGAGUUGGUUGAUAGCCGUGUUCUGUGUUCUCUUAUUAACUCUCUUAUACCCAACACAUUCACAACAGAGGUCCUACUCAAUGACAGGUGGACCAUCAAUCUAGUUUUACGAGCCUUUGAGAAGAUGAUGUAUGCCGACAACCCAUUUGAUUCGGAGGAUCUCGUCGAGGCCGAUCCCAUGUCUGUGUGUGCUUACUUUUGUUUCUUCUUUAUGGUCGGCUACAAGUACAGGCAGAGCAGGGCGGUGGUUGACAGAUAUGAUUGGCUGAAUCGGCUGGACCGUGAAGCUAACCAUGAACUGGACCAUUUAGAUCUAGAAUCUCAGCCGAGUCACCUAAAACGCAAAAAGGAGCUAGACCAACUCAAAGAUGAAUACAGAGAUGGCAUACUGGAACUGGAGAAGAAGUUUGACAUCCGGUUCUGUCAGGACUGGAUGAGCCAUAUUGUCGUUGUACAGAAAGAGACUCACAAGUUAAUUCGGGAGAAAAUCAAGGAAAAGUUUGAUAUCCUGAAAGUUCCACGGAAUAUCACCAUCAAUGAUAUCUGUCUCUCCAUGGUCAUCAACCUGAGUUUAACAAAUGGUUCUGGAUUCUACCACGUCACACAAAAGGAGCAAGUUAGUGAUGCCAGGAGAAUCAUCCUCAGGCACAAAGCCAGUGGUGAAUUCAUCGAUGAUUUUACGGCAAAGAACAAAGAGCCUAUCCGACGCUUACUACGUCUUCCAGCCUACGAUGUAGUUGAGUUGAAUGCUGAAAACUAUCCACAAUAUGAUAUAUAUGUCGAGGCCGCAUCCAGGAACAAAUCCCUCAAGUCUGGCACGGAGUUCCUCUACCAAGUAUUCCCUGGCAACAUGUUUACAUGGCAACGUCUGUUCAUCAGAGCAGCGCGUGACAACGAGUUUGAAUCGGUGCAGAAACUUGUUGUGUUCUUUCGAACGAAUGCGUCUUUCAUCAAUUGCCGUGAACACCCAUCGGGAAACACUGCUCUGCAUUGGGCAGCUAGGAUGGGACAUUAUCACAUUGUCCAGUUCCUGCUAGAAAAUGGUGCGCAGGUCGAUGCAAAAAACAACUUCCGUUACACACCACUUUUCUCUGCCAUUGAAGGUAUGCAGAGAAGUGUUGCUCAUCUUCUCAUAGAAUGGGGCUGUGACGUCCACAUCAAAAGUAUUCGGGGGACCGCACCAUUGGAGGCCAUCAAAAAUGAUGAAUUUCGACAUCAUCUCACCAGCGUUUAUGAGCACUACACUCAAGUGGUACCAAAGGUUAUGGAAGGUGACACAGAGUUAUUAGCCAAGCUAGUCCGUGACCACGUCUUGGGAGUCCAAGAGUUCUCCAAUUUGAGAAGCAGAUGCGUAAAUGGAUCAACGCUAUUGCAUACUUCUGCUUAUUUUGGCGCUGUGAAAGUCGUUGAAGAUCUGUUGCAGUUGAGAGUUGAUGUGAACUUACAGGAUUACAAGGGUGCCACCCCUCUUCAUAGGGCCAAGGAUGUUGAGACUAUAAAGCUUCUCCUUGAUGCAGGUGGCCUAGUGAACUCGGAAGACCACGAGGGAAACAUGCCUCUACAUGUGAAAUGCUACGGCGAAAUGGACAAAUCUUCAGAGACGGAAUGCAUCAAGUUACUUCUUGAGAACAAGGCAAACAUUACUGCUAGAAAUCAUAGGUCGUUGAUGCCGAUCCAUUGUGCCGCCAUGCAAGGUCGCGAUGAUGUCAUAAAACUGCUCGUUCACCACGACACUGAUGGAAAAAUCAAGGCAGCGUUAGAGGAGGAGAAACUCAGUACGCCACCUAGUCUUGUGCAUCUGGCCAUUGCCAAUGACUUCUUGGACUGUGCAACAUGGUUGCUUGACAAUGACAUCAACUUCAAGGAUAGUGAACAAGACAUUCUUCUACAGAGGAUCCUCACGGAGCAGAUCAAAGUCAAGAGGAGGACAGAUGUUGUGCGCUUUCUCCUUGAUCACGGCGCCAACCCUAGCCCAAGAUAUGUGGGAGGAAAUACUGCACUUCACUAUGCUGCUAGCAUGGUUGGUUCCACAGAUGUCCUAGAACUCCUCAUUGAAUAUGGAGCAGACAUUGAUGACAUUAACGAUGACCAAUGUACACCGCUGUUCUUUGCAACACAGUGCAACAAUCAGUUCGCUGCGAAUAUUCUCAUCGACUAUGGAGCAAAUGUUCGCUGUAAGAAUGUUCAAGGUCUGACAGCAUUUGACUGUAUUCUGGACUUUGAUGAGUGGAUUGAGUGUGGUUAUUUCUCAGAGGAAAUCAAGGCGAGACUAAAAGCCUACAGUCUCAAGCAUUCCCGCGAUCUUAUUCGCGCUAUCUCAAAGAAGGUCAAGGGCAACCCGUUCUUCCUCGGGCAUGUCAGCCUCCCAGAUCACCACACCACCUACCAUGGACUUCCGAACACCACACCCUUACAUCGUCGGAUCAGAACCGGGCGGUCAAUGCAGAGCAGGUUCUCAGUUAUUACACCCAGAUCCGAGACAAGAACAGCAGUGUCCUUACCCCCACUCAAACAACAGUAUGUGAUAAACUGAAACAAAUGCGUGAAUCACACUUAUUUAUUAGUCCAUGACACAAGAACGGUUCGAGUUAUUAGGGACCCGGACAGAUACUAAAAAGAAGCAAUUGAGCUGGUUUUGGUGGGUCGAUCUGUUUCACAUAUGCCUAUUACUCAUAAUAAAGGGCUGUGACAAAAUAUUGGGGGAACUAGAAAAUUGCACAAAUUGCAUAAUGUGUAUUUGAACUUCUGCAUCGUAGAAAGUGGUAGGUCACUGUGUGAGAUAUGGUAGGACUGUUGCCCAGUUUGAUUUUCUGAUUCAGAAAGGAUGAAUUAUUUUAUAAAAUCUAUGAUUAUAAUUUAUAACUGUUACUGUAUACAAAUGUUUAGAAAACAUUUUGAAUGAAAAUUUAUACUUUUAUCAUAUUGCCAAAAUAUCUAUGAUCAUUUCUCUACAAUACUUUAUGCAUAUCCAUUUCAUAGUGUAAAUAGGUUGACAUCCUAAAUAAUAUUACAUCAAGACAUGAUGCCUUUAUAAACCAAUUUAUGCUAGAUUACUAGCCCUGAUUACUAGUUAAUGAGAUUAAUAUGUUUGAAUAUAUUCAAUUUUCAAACCCAAAUCUUGCCAAAUGUUAAAUCUGUAGACCUUUUACAACUGAUACUCACUGAGUUCAUUCAGAUUGCCAAAUACUCAUUUUUAUAGCCGACAGAGAAAAUAGUACAUUGUACCUUGUACUGUAAACCCAUUUAUUUUCAUUAGCCUAAUAUUUUGGCAGAAGGGGGCCAAAACAUGAACAUGGUGGAGCAAAAAAAUCAUGCGAAUUCGAACUUUGUGCAGAAAGGUUUAGGUUUAAGAUUUAGAUUUAAGAUUGAGCCAGUUUAGUAGUUACAACGUCGAUACUGAUAGUGGUAAUUGAAGUCAUGGUUAACUGCAAAUAGCAGAGCGAAGGCAUGGUGCGGUUAGCCACAAUUAUCUGGUCGGGUUAAGUGUCAAAAUAUUGAUAUCAUGUUAACGAUAUUCUUAUUGUCAGAUACAGCUUUUUGUGGUGUAAAUUUGUGAAUGGUUCCGAAUUUAUAGCGAUGGCUAAA